Molecule: messenger RNA, 1662 nt
Organism: Hippocampus comes (tiger tail seahorse)
Lineage: Eukaryota; Metazoa; Chordata; Actinopteri; Syngnathiformes; Syngnathidae
Gene: atxn7l3b
Product: ataxin 7 like 3b
Exons: 9
Coding region: 386-991 (201 amino acids)
Biological process (GO): regulation of transcription by RNA polymerase II; positive regulation of DNA-templated transcription
Cellular component (GO): DUBm complex; SAGA complex
Molecular function (GO): transcription coactivator activity
Source: RefSeq, a predicted model, not a curated record
CAAUCAAGACAUUUUACGCGGUUGCUACGCACGCCCUGCUCACCGCAGACGCGUUUUAAUCCACGGCGAGAUGCUUGCAAAGCGGCGCGCGCGUGUUUUCACGAGAUGUUGCGAGAGCAGCCGCCGCAAUGCAGCGGCGUUGACUUGAGCUACGGGGGCACCGCAAAUCUCGACGGCGAAAGCCAUUCCAGGGAGGCAACCGCAAACACUUUGGAGUCGUAUCCUUCACGUUAACACGCAUAUAGACGUGGCAAGUGGAAGACCGGCGAGAGAGGGGAGCGCAAAGCCUCGCAAGUGAUCUGACGUGCAUUUCCCUGUUUUGGCCGAGGCUUGCUGAGCUGCAGCAUGACCACAGCAGCGACGGCUCAUCUGGUACUUGUGGCAAAUGAAAAUGGAGGAGGUUUCAAUGUCCGGCCUGGACAACGGCAAGCUGGAGGGCCUAGCUCAGGACAUCCUGUCUGACCUGGUGGAGGAUGCUUGCCUGGGCCUUUGCUUCGAGGUGCACCGGGCUGUCAAGCAGGGUUAUUUCUUCCUGGAUGACACGGACCAAGAAAGCAUGCGAGACUUUGAAAUCGUGGACCAGCCGGGCUUGGAUGUGUUCGGCCAGGUUUACAACCAGUGGAAAAACAAAGAGUGCGUUUGUCCCAACUGCAGCCGAAGCAUCGCCGCCUCGCGCUUUGCGCCGCACCUGGAGAAGUGCCUCGGCAUGGGACGCAACAGCAGCCGCAUCGCCAACCGCAGAAUAGUCACAGGUAACAACACCAACAACAAGUCCGAGAGCGACCAAGAAGACAACGACGAUGUCAAUGAUAACGACUGGUCUUACGGGGCAGAAAAGAAAGCCAAGAAAAGAAAAGGUGACAAGAAUCCAAAUUCACCAAGAAGAUCCAAAUCCUUCAAGCAUAAGAGCAGCAUGAUGGGUCCUCGACGUCGCAUGGACAACCAGGAAAGCCCGCGCAUGUUGAUGAAAGAUGAGGCCUUCCCUCAGUAAUGACACAUGGACAACCAGCAGUACUCGAUUGUGGUGAAAGUAUUGCGUUUUACAGUGGCUUGUACGACGACUACUGCUCAGACCUCCCACUUAGUACUUGACAGUUUUUUUUUUUUUUAAACUACCCGAAUCAUCGUAAAGACACUGGCUUUUUAAUCCUCUCCUCGCUGGAAUUGCUGUCACGGUUAUAAUGAAUCAUUUGAUGUAUGAUUUCACUACAUAUAUCAUGCAAGGUAUUGUCAAAAAAGAAAAACUGAAUUACGCAAGCAAGUGUGUGCGUAUUUCAGCUGUUCGUUUUCUUCCGGAAGAAAAUAAUGUCUAAGGGUCACAUGACGUUUCAGACAAUCACUAGAAAUGGUUUGGCUUCUGUUUUCGCGCCUCUGUGUGUGCAUGCGUGAGUUUGAAGGAGAAACAACUCACUCACCAGCGAGUGCACAUUUAUUGAACAAGCAAUUGGUGGCGAAAGCAAGUGUCUUUUUUUUUUUUCUUUUUUGGGUGGGGGGGUACUUGAGUUUUAGGGUUCAAACAUGUCUCAUGUGUUUACAGUGUAAAAGGGUUGCACAAAUCCUCAAUUGUGAUGUGAUAGUGUAAAUAUUCCGAUAGUUGAAUUGCUGCUAUCCUGGCUCAGUUUCUUUCAUCUCUCUAGCAUAAUAAAUGAUUUGUUAUUUGUC